CCGGGAGGCGGGGCGGGGCGGGCGCGGAGGCUGUCUGAGUAAGGCCUGGGCAAGGCUGGGCCGGGAAGGGCGUGGGUCGGGGAGAGGUUGCAGACCCGCACGCUGCGCGCACAGAGCUCUCAGCGCCGCUCCCAGCCACAGCCUCCCGCGCCUCGCUCAGCUCCAACAUGGCAAAAGUCUCCAGCCCUACAGAAACUGAGCGGUGCAUCGAGUCCCUGAUUGCUGUUUUCCAGAAGUAUGCCGGAAAGGAUGGUUAUAACUACACUCUCUCCAAGACGGAGUUCCUAAGCUUCAUGAAUACAGAACUGGCUGCCUUCACAAAGAACCAGAAGGACCCCGGCGUCCUUGACCGCAUGAUGAAGAGACUGGAUACCAACAGUGAUGGACAGCUAGAUUUCUCAGAAUUUCUGAAUCUGAUUGGUGGCCUAGCUAUGGCUUGCCAUGACUCCUUCCUCAAGGCUGUCCCUUCCCAGAAGCGGAUCUGAGGACCCCCUGGGCCUGGCCUUCAAACGCAUCCCCUUCCUUCCAGCCUUUCUGUCAUCAUCUCCAUAGCCCACACAUCCCCUGAGCCCAGCAUACCAACCACCUCAUGCAGGCCCCACCUGCCAAUAGUAAUAAAACAAUGUCACUUUUUUAAAACAUGAA
Molecule: messenger RNA, 645 nt
Organism: Macaca mulatta (Rhesus monkey)
Lineage: Eukaryota; Metazoa; Chordata; Mammalia; Primates; Cercopithecidae
Source: RefSeq, a predicted model, not a curated record